This is a messenger RNA of Aureobasidium uvarum, 1282 nucleotides long. The record is from the annotation of a GenBank genome assembly. NCBI's taxonomy places the organism in Eukaryota, Fungi, Ascomycota, Dothideomycetes, Dothideales, Saccotheciaceae.
CAUGGCCACAGAAGAACAUUUCGAGGCUCCGCAGCCUCUGACCGAGCUUCCUNUUGCGCCUCUCACAAAAUCGCACAUCAUCCAUUGCUCAUACCACAACUGGUAUCUCAAAUACCGCGCUAUAUCACCCAAGGCUCGCCUUAUCCCUCUUACUCGUCCCUUCCUCGACUACCUCCGCGCAGACGGCAUUGUAAUCCNNCCUCCAGACGAGGACGACCCUCGCCGUGACUGGUCAGACAGCGAUUCUGGCAUCUUCUCGGCUUCUGAUACUGCUGGAGAAGAGGAUGAAGAUGAAGAGGAGGAUCCUUCUGCCGAGUGGCGCAACAUUCACCGAGCCAUCAAGAACACCAUCGCAGAGCUCGGUGGUAAGGUCGUGCCCAAGCUAAAUUGGUCUGCUCCCAAGGACGCUACCUGGAUCGCUGCGACCAACAGUAUGGAGUGCAGACUGCCCAGCGACAUCUACUUGCUCCUCAAGAGCUCCGACUUUGUCACCCACGAUCUCGAGCACGCCUACGACGACUGCAUUGAAGACGAGUCACUUUCCGAUGAAAUUCCCAAAACUACAAACGACAUUCCCUAUCACUUGGUCUUGCGCAAAUUCUUCCAGAUGAAUCCCUCGGUCGAAUUCAGGUGCUUUGUCAGAAAUCGUAAACUCAUCGCCCUCUGCCAACGAGAUCUAAAUCAUUUCGACUUCCUCUUCCGCAUGCAAGACAAGCUACGCCACGUCAUACACAAUUUCUUCGACGACAGACUUAAGCACACUUUUCCGGACGCCGACUUCGUCUUUGACGUCUACGUUCCUCCGCCGCAUGAUCGUGUUUGGUUAAUCGAUGUCAAUCCCUGGGCAGUCAGGACAGACCCCUUGUUGUUCAGCUGGCUGGAGCUAUUGACACUACCCGAACCACCGGAAGAGAAGGUCAUUCGCAUUCCUAUUAGACCUGCCGGUUUAGUCGCAGAAGGACAGGAGCAGUCCGAUUCCCAAACGGGCGAUGCAAAAGAGGGCGAGGUCACAGAAGGACGAACAGACAUGGAGGACGACGAUGAUGAUGAUGAGGAAGCCGACGAAGAAAUCUGGGUCCCAGAGUUCCGCUUGAUUAGAAAGGACGAUCCUGAAGCGUACAGCUUCAACACACCACAGUACAGCGCACACAAACUACCACGAGAUGUUGUUGAUGCAAGUCAGGGCGGCCCUGGUGCUUUGAGAGAAUUUGCAGACAAUUGGAAAGAGAUGCUAGCGAAACAGCAACAGGAGGACGCAGAGUACGAGAGUAGCGAGGGAGAU